UGACCUCAAGAAGACAAAAUCUUCACAAGGUAAGGAGUACCAUUGGACCAAAGGCCCAUUGGUCAAAUUCUAACUGUAACACUUCAAUAGGAGCUAAUCCACAUUCAACUUCUACAUUUUUCAUAUGUGCUUGACAGUGUGUUUACUGAUGACUAGACCAAACUCUCCUUGCACAAUAUGGCCUUGACAAUUCUGUUUUUAAACUGUAUUUAGGUCCUUUAGCUUAUGAUGUUCCAGCUUUCAAUGGGGGCUUACCGACAUUCCUUCUGAAUCCAUACUCAUGGACAAAGUUUGCAAACAUUAUAUUCGUAGACACACCUGUUGGCACUGGCUUCUCCUAUUCAACUACCUCGGAAGGAUACUAUUCCUCAGACACGAAAACAGUGAAAGAUACUUAUAGUUUUCUUAGGAAGUGGUUGUUGAAUCACCCCAACUUUGCCGAACAUAACCUUUACAUUGCUGGUGACUCCUACUCAGGCCUACUUAUUCCAAUGAUUGUUUCAGAAAUAUCAAACGCCAACGAAGAAGGACACAUGCCACACAUGUCUCUCCGGGGAUACGUGAUUGGAAAUCCAGUUACAGAUUUGCACAAUGAUGAAAAUUCAAAAAUCCCAUAUGCUCAUCGAAUGGGACUUAUAUCGGAUGAAUACUACGAGGGAGCCAAAAGUAGCUGUCAAGGUGAAUAUGUCGAUCCAGAUCCGAACAAUGCACAAUGCAUCUAUUAUCUUCGACUUAUUGAAGAGUGCAAGGGCAAAUUAAAUGAGCCUCAAAUUUUGGAACCUAAAUGUGGUUCGACAUGGGGUCAUAGAUUUUUUGAAGACAUUUCGUCGGAUGUUCUCUUCUUAUCGUCUCAACAAGAGGAAAUGUGGUGCAGGAAGUAUGGUUAUAUACUCUCUUAUAUCUGGGCAAAUGAUCCAACAGUCCAACAAGCUCUUCAUAUUCGAAAGGGAACAAAAACAGAAUGGAGGAGGUGCAAUAAGACCUUAGCUCUCGAUGAAGAUGUAACAAAUGUUGUCGAGUAUCAUCAAUUUCUUAGUAGGAAAGGAUAUCAAGCAUUAAUUUACAGUGGUGAUCAUGACAUGGUUAUUCCAUACAUUGGCACGUUAGAAUGGAUAAAUUCUCUUAAUCUUACUGUUGAUGACAAUUGGAGACCAUGGUUUGUCGAUGGUCAAGUUGCAGGUUACACAGAAAAGUACAGGCAUUAUGAGUUUGCUCUAACAUUUGCAACCAUAAUGGGAGCAGGUCAUACAGCUACACAAUACAAGACUAAGCAAUGUUUUGCCAUGGUUGAAAGGUGGUUCUCUCAGUAUCAGUUGUAA
Molecule: messenger RNA, 1319 nt
Organism: Ilex paraguariensis (yerba mate)
Lineage: Eukaryota; Viridiplantae; Streptophyta; Magnoliopsida; Aquifoliales; Aquifoliaceae
Source: the annotation of a GenBank genome assembly